Messenger RNA from Durio zibethinus, 2789 nucleotides. Its product is annotated as O-fucosyltransferase 20-like. The record is from RefSeq and is a predicted model, not a curated record. Gene Ontology annotation, cellular component: cytoplasm. NCBI's taxonomy places the organism in Eukaryota, Viridiplantae, Streptophyta, Magnoliopsida, Malvales, Malvaceae.
AUAUUUCAACCGUUUUACUCGUCUUCUGACCAAUGGGCAUAUAUAUGUUAGAAACUCGAGUAAUGCAUUUCUCUUUCAUUUUCUCACUUUUUAAGAACGCGUACUGAAUUGAUCAUACAACACGUUCCCGCUGCCUUCUCUCUCUCUCUCUGUCUCUCUGUGUGGAAGAAAAACUUUAAUAGAUAAAAAGUGGUUAAAUCAAGAAACAAGAAAAGCAUUUGAUUUAGUUUUUGUGUUUAAUGGCAAAAUCGAAGAGCUGCAAUGCCAGGAAGCAGUCAUACAUAUCUGUUCCAUGUCAGAUAAUCAACUCUCUCUCCUCCUCUUCUCUCCAGUCUCUCCUCGUUUCUCCGAAGAAAAAGAACUCAAAUAGGUUCUUUUUUGGCCAUAACUCGUUCAGAAGCCCAAGGGUUUGGUUAUUCGCUCUCUUUCUCGUCGGCCUUGUUGGCAUGUUCAGGUUGGGAUGGAAUGUUGAGACUUUGAUUCCCUUCUCUCCCUACCCAUGUCUCCAAACUCAAUCAAACCCGCAUCUGGGUUUUUCUUCAAACAUCGAUACAGUUGGUAAAAAGGACGACUUUUUUAUUGCUAAUAAUAACGGUCAACCUCCUACUCGUUCGCAUUUGGAAAGUGAGUUUUGGAAGCAGCCUGAUGGGAUGAGUUACCGGCCGUGUUUGUAUUUCAGUGCCGAGUAUAGAAGAGCAAGUGAGGCCAUUGUGAAGGACAGGAGCAAGUAUUUGCUGGUGGUGGUUUCAGGUGGCAUGAAUCAGCAAAGGAAUCAGAUUGUGGAUGCUGUUGUCAUCGCUAGGAUACUUGGAGCUGCUUUAGUCGUUCCGAUCUUGCAAGUCAAUGUCAUCUGGGGUGAUGAAAGUGAAUUUUCUGAUAUAUUCGAUUUGGCCCAUUUCAAGAGAGUUCUUACCGACGAUGUGCGUAUACUAUCGUCAUUGCCUUCUACACAUAUAAUGAGAAGGCCAGUAGAGGAGAAUCGGACUCCACUUCAUGUUUCGCCUCGAUGGAUACGUGCACGUUAUCUUAAGCGGAUAAAUAGGGAAGGAGUUUUGCUUUUACGAGGUCUGGAUUCAAGGCUUUCUAAAGAUCUUCCUCCUGAUCUUCAAAAGCUUCGAUGCAAGGUGGCAUUUCAAGCAUUAAGAUUUGCUCCACAAAUCCUUGAACUUGGUAACAAAAUCACUCAGAGAAUGGAGAGCAAGGGACCCUACCUUGCUCUUCAUCUUCGAAUGGAGAAGGAUGUAUGGGUGAGGACUGGUUGUCUUCCAGGCUUGAGCAAGGAAUAUGAUGAAAUAAUCCAUAACGAAAGGAUAAGACGCCCUGAGCUUCUUACUGCAAGAUCAAACAUGACUUACCAUGAGCGAAAACUUGCAGGACUCUGCCCCUUGAAUGCUUUUGAAGUAACUAGGCUGCUUAAAGCUUUGGGGGCUCCAAGGAGUGCAAAAAUAUACUGGGCUGGAGGGCAACCACUGGGUGGUAAAGAAGCCUUGUCACCAUUAACCAAAGAAUUUCCCCAUUUCUACAGUAAGGAAGAUCUUGCAUUGCCUGGCGAACUAGAACCAUUUGCUGACAAGGCUUCUUUUAUGGCUGCCAUUGACUAUAUAGUUUCUGAGAAAAGUGAUGUUUUCAUGCCAUCUCAUGGUGGAAAUAUGGGUCACGCAAUUCAGGGAAAUAGGGCAUAUGCAGGGCAUAAAAAGUAUAUUACUCCAAAUAAAAGACAUAUGCUCCCUUAUUUUCUGAACGCUUCACUCCCCGAAGCAGAGUUCAACAGGAUCAUAAAGGAAUUGCACCAUGAAUCUUUGGGGCAGCCAGAACUCAGGACUAGCAAAGCUGGAAGGGAUGUAACCAAGUAUCCAAUUCCAGAAUGUAUGUGCAAUAAUACACUUACCCACUCGAUUUGAUACUGAUGGUUUCCAACAUGAUAGCAUGAUAUUUACAUUACAACAGAUUGCUUCAUUGAGAAUUCUUGAUGCUACCCUGAAUUUGAGCCCUUUGAAAAGUUGAAUAAUUUUUGGGGCAAUGAUGAUUCUUUGGAGCACCAUUUUGAGGAGCGACUGCAGCCUGCACACGCAUUUUUGCAAGCACUCACACUUUGUCUUUGCAUAUUUCACCCUGUUUGCAUGUGUAUGAAUGUACCCGAGGAAAGAUAGAUGCUCACAUGUAAUGAGAAUAUAUAUGAUUGUUUAUCAUUCUUUGAUUCUUUAUUGGAAGAUAAUUUUUCCCCUCAUUUUCAGAAUAGCCUUUUUUUCAGUCAUUUCUUUCUUUCCACUGAAUAUAUGUACCUCAUUAUUAUACGUGUAUAGUUGUUAAUAAAGUUGAGAUAUUAUCACACCCACUGAUAACGGAGUUGAGUUUUUAAAUUUCAUUGAAUUAGUUUUUCAAGAUUUAAAUUUCACUAAUAGUGGAAUUUUUAAUCAAGAUUUAUAGUUUUUUCAAAAUUGGUGAAACUUAGAAAUGAGGUUACGCGAUGCAAAUUUACAGACAGACUAAAAUGCGAUACUACGGUUUACAUUUACACGCUAACUUAUACACAUAAAAAAGAAUUGAGAUACAUGAGUUAAACCAUUCCUAGAAACCUAAACCCUGUUUGGUAUCAAAAACUUUUCUUUGAUUUUGAUGAAACCAAAGACUACAGUCGCCAAUCACUCCAGGUCUCUGCUUAAAAUGGAAGGAAAGCUAUUCUAGGUGGAAACUUCCCUGGCAGGGUAAGAAUCCCUUGCUCCAGCACUGUCAGAAAGGCGAGGAAGUCUUAUCAACACUUCAACAGUUUCAAGUUCAACUAAAAAAAA